Messenger RNA from Tuber aestivum (summer truffle), 2270 nucleotides. The record is from the annotation of a GenBank genome assembly. Lineage: Eukaryota; Fungi; Ascomycota; Pezizomycetes; Pezizales; Tuberaceae.
AUUCCCAGCAUACACUUCUAUUCUUUUGGCUCAAUCCCCCCCCAACAAACCACAGAUAUAAUAACAAUACCCAACAAUGACCUCUCUUCGCAUCCUCGUCCCAAUAAAGCGGGUUAUAGACUACGCCGUAUCACCCCCCCCCCCCCCCAAUCAUAAAAGACCGACCGUUGUCUAUAAACUAACAAAAAAAAAAGAUAAAACCCCGUGUUAACGCCACCAAAACCGCCGUAAUGACCUCCGGCGUGAAAAUGUCCAUGAAUCCCUUUGACGAGCUCUCCAUCGAAGAAUCCGUGCGCUUGCGGGAGCGCAACGGUGAUGCUGUGCAAGACAUCCUCGCGUUCUCCGCCGGACCAGCUAAGGCAGCGGACACGCUUCGCACCGCCAUGGCAAUGGGUGCAGACCGUGCGCUCCUAGUAGAACUCGAUGAGAAGCGGCCGGAGGAGAUUGAUCUGGAGCCGCUCGCUGUGGCUAAAUUGCUGAGGGAGGUGGUGCGCCAGGAAGGGUGUAAUAUGGUUAUCUGCGGGAAGCAGAGUAUCGAUGAUGACUCCGGACAGACUGGACAGAUGCUUGCGGGGCUGUUGGGCUGGGGUCAGGCCACGCAGGCCGCGAAGGUGGAGGUGCAGGGUAGUGAGGUUGUCGUCACAAAGGAGGUGGAUGGAGGGGAGGAGGUUGUUAGGGUGAAAUUGCCUGCGGUAGUUACGACGGAUCUGAGACUUAAUGAGCCGUGGGGUUUUCCCAUCUCCUGUCAGAGGUGUGUGUGUGUGUGUGUGUGAGCGAGAGGUUGACUUUUACUCGGCGGUAUAGGCGUUACGCUACUCUUCCAAACAUCAUGAAAGCAAAGAAGAAACCGAUGGAGAAGAAGACGCUGGCGGACUUCAAUGUGGAGUUCAGGAAGAGGUUGGAGACUGUGGAAGUCGUCGGUAUAUCCCCCCAAUCCCCAUUCUUUCUCCUUCCUUGUUAACGGCACCAGAACCACCCCCUCGUCAAGGAGGUGGAAAAGUCGACUCAGUAGACGGCCUAAUCUCACGGUUGAAGGAACUAGGCGCUAUCUAAUAGUUCUAUAUCAUACGUACCACUGUAUCCGGUCCUUUACUUCUCUUAGGUCCCUGACCUUUCAUUAGCACUCGUUGACCACAUAUUACAGAAGAGGGGAAGAAAAAAACGGUCACGGGAGUGCAGCCCAAUACAUCACUUAGAAUUCCCCUCCUUCCUUUCCAUUGCAUUCGUAUUUAUUUCUACUCGCGAUACUUCGCUUCGUUCUGUCUGCUUGCUGUUCGCUCGAUUCGUUCAUUCUCAUGACAGACAAGCAGACAGAUUUAUGCUAGCUAGCCUUCUUUGUUUGCAGUGAUUUAGAGCAAGGAAGAGCAAAAAAGGGAGGAUAAAGAAAAUGAGAAAAAGGAAAUCCCAGACUAGUUUUUGGAUAGAAUAGAGCCACCAUACAAACCUACGAAUGAAAAAAAUUAUGAUAUGAAAGUAGAUAAACAGUCAAGUAAGAAGAUAAUGCAUUCCAUCUGACUUUCUUUUUUUCAAUACUCUCGUUACCCAUCUUUUACUCAAGCCAUGAUGCACCAUACCUCGCAGGCAUGUGUAAAAGCAGAGAAGAAAAAAGUAGGAAAAGGAAAAAAAAGGUACCACCCAGAAGAAAGGAAAAGAUCAAACUAUUUAUGCAUUCUCACACUUUCUUUUGAACUGUCGCAUUGCCCACUGCUCAUUCUCUCCCAGCUUCAUUGGACAUUCCAUUCCGGGAGGCAAAAGGCUUAUCUUCCAACUCCAUUCAUCAAGGGGGUCGCAAGCAAGCAGAGAAAUAAAACAAAUCCGAACCGCCCUGAGAAACAGAAGAGAAGAGACCAACAACAACAAAAAAAAAAGAGUAUCAGAGAGUAGAACAGCCGUUUUUAUAUAGUCAGAAACCAACCCUACCCCCCAUCCCAAUCAAGAAAGAAAUCCGUAGCUACCAUGCAAAUGAAAAUUUAAGAUCGGACGGGGCAAAGAACAAAAAAAUAAUACUUGAAAAUGCUCAAUGACGUCUCCUAGAACCGCCGGCCCCAGCGUUGCCAGAAUUACCUCUGUUGCCACGACCGCGUUCGUAUGCUGCCAAACGUUCCCUGGAAAUGUCCGGGUCCACAGGCAUCCAGUACAGUUUCGGCUUGGCGGUGGUGGAGCGGAAAAGUUGGUCGAGGUCCUUAACCACAACUCUUCCGCCGCCGCCAGUGGUAGUGGUGUGUUGGGCUGUGUUGCUGAUCGUGGUGGGGCCGGUGGCUGCGGCAGUG